Molecule: messenger RNA, 1093 nt
Organism: Esox lucius (northern pike)
Lineage: Eukaryota; Metazoa; Chordata; Actinopteri; Esociformes; Esocidae
Product: olfactory receptor 10A4-like
Exons: 6
Biological process (GO): G protein-coupled receptor signaling pathway
Cellular component (GO): membrane
Molecular function (GO): G protein-coupled receptor activity; olfactory receptor activity
Source: RefSeq, a predicted model, not a curated record
GACAGUAGAGCAAAAAAUAUCCAUGUGAAAAUUGAUUUUACUGUCCAUAUAUGAAUGAAAGGCUUGCUCUUUGUCAGACUGUCUUUCCUUUCUCCACUCCUCCAUUCAUUCCCUCCACUCCUCCCUCCUUCAGUUCAGUAUGGUGGAGGUGAAUGAUGAGAACUACACACGUGUGUCAGAGUUUGUGAUCGUGGGUUUCCCGGGGCUCCACCCAUCCUACUUCCAGCUGAUGGCCUGGUUCUUCUUCUGCAUCUAUGUCACCACGAUAUUGGGGAACUUCCUGCUGGUUGGGCUGUUUGUCCUGGAGAGGAGCCUGCAGAAACCCAUGUACAUUAUCAUGCUCAGCCUCACCCUGUCUGAUAUUGGUUUUGCCACGGUGGCCCUCCCCAAGGUGAUAGCUCGAUGGUGGUGGGACGAUGGCAGGAUUUCCUUCCAUACCUGUCUAUUCCAGAAACAGAUGAUCCACUACUUUGGCACCUUGAAUUCUCUCAUCAUGAUGACCAUGGCUAUGGACCGGUACCUGGCUAUCUGUCACCCUCUUAGAUACUCCAUGUUAAUGACCAACAGGACCAUGACUGGUUUAACAGUCUUCUCCUGGAUGUCAGCCACAGUCGCACCUGCCAUUGGCACCAUGGAUUUCACCACGAAAGUGGUGUUCUGUGGUCCCAAUCGUAUCCUUCAUGCAUACUGCGAUACAGUGUCCCUGAACCUUCUGGCCUGUUCCAACAUAGUGCCGAUCAAUGAGAAAUCCUAUAGCCUGGCCAUGUUCGUCCUCCUCGCACCCUUCACCUUCAUCAUCUUCUCCUACAUUCAUAUCAUCGUCUCUGUGAUGCGCAUAGCCAACGCCCAGGGCAGGAUGAAGACCUUCUCUACCUGUGCUACUCAGAGUUUCAUCAUCCUACUCUACUACAUCCCACGCUUUGUAGUCUACUCGACUCCUUUCAUCCCAAAGCUGAUCAUUCCCAUUGACUUCCGCAUCGGCCUCACCCUCCUUUAUAGCCUGUUACCCCCAGUCGCCAACCCAUUUAUCUAUUGCUUCAGGACCAAGGAGAUCAAGGCCAUCCUGGUGCGCUGGGUACAUGGCUGGAGGAAC